UGAGUCGCGAACGGGUGUCUACUGUCUCCUCCCGGAAUCGCACGCACAUUUUGGUUUUCAGAUGGUCCGGUUCUAGGGUUUUCCCCUUCUCCGGCGAGAUGACGUCAGCUCUGACCGGCGGAGUCGUCUCCUCGAUCUGGAAUGGCGAUAGAGUUUGGGAAGAUCCUGCGAUCAUCAAGUGGCGGAAGCGCGACGCUCACGUGCCGCUGCAGUGCCACGACACGGUCGAAGGAGCUCUCAAGUAUUGGUACAAGAGAAACAAAGUUGAUGUGCUGGUUUCCAACUUAGCCACAUGGAAUGACGAUGCUGUUUCUAGUUCUUUAGAGAGUGCUAGCUAUUGGGUUGAAGGCUUGCCGUUUGUUCACUCAUUGAGUGGUUAUUGGAAAUUUUAUUUGGCAACUAGCCCCACAGAAACACCUGUGAGGUUCUAUGAGAGUACAUUUGAAGAUGUCAAUUGGGAAGAGCUGCCAGUUCCUUCCAAUUGGCAAAUGCAUGGUUUUGAUCGGCCUAUUUAUACGAACACUCUGUAUCCCUUUCCAUUAGAUCCACCAAAUAUUCCAGUUGACAACCCAACAGGUUGUUACAGAAGGCAUUUCACUCUUCCCAAAGAAUGGGAAGGUCGUCGUAUCUUCUUACACUUUGAGGGUGUUGAUUCUGCUUUUCGAGCAUGGGUAAAUGGCAUGCCUGUAGGAUAUAGUGAGGACAGCAGGCUUCCCGCAGAGUUUGAAAUUACGGAAUUUUGCCAUGCUUUUGGUUCCCCUGAAGAGAACCUCUUAGCUGUUCAAGUGGUUAGAUGGAGUACUGGCUCUUACUUGGAGGAUCAAGAUCACUGGUGGUUAUCUGGCAUUCACAGAGACGUCCUUUUGUUUGCUAAGCCUCAGGUGUUUAUAGCUGAUUACUUUUUCCGAUCAGAUCUAGAUGAGAAGCUUACUUGUGCAGAUAUUCAGGUUGAAGUGAAAAUUGAGAAAAGAAACUUGGACGAUAAAACAUUCGGCACAUUCUCCUUAGAAGCUAAACUGUAUGAAACAGGAACAUGGUAUGAACCUGAUGGUUGUGUAAACUUAUGCUGUUCUGAAGCUACUAAGAUGGAGACUUCUUCUCCAUGCUGUACUAUUAUUGGAUUUCAGGGUUAUAAACUGAAGGGAAAAUUGGAUAUGCCUAAACUUUGGUCUGCUGAAAGGCCCAAUCUCUAUGUUCUAGUCAUCAUCCUCAAAGAUGCCUCAGGAUCUAUCAUUGAAUGUGAGUCUUGCCAAGUUGGCAUUCGUCAAAUCUCCCAAGCCCCUAAGCAGCUACUUGUCAAUGGAAAUGCUGUGAUGGUACGCGGAGUCAACAGGCAUGAACAUCAUCCCCGUCUUGGAAAGACAAAUGUUGAGGCUUGCAUGGUGAAGGAUUUGGUCUUGAUGAAACAAAACAACAUUAAUGCAGUUAGAAAUAGCCAUUACCCACAGCAUACUCGAUGGUAUGAGCUGUGUGACUUGUUUGGCAUGUACAUGAUAGAUGAAGCCAACAUAGAGACACAUGGGUUUGACGUUUCUAAAAGUGUAAAGCAUCCUACCUUGGAGCCUAUGUGGGCCUACCAUAUGUUGGACAGAGUUAUAGGAAUGGUGGAAAGGGACAAGAACCAUGCUUGCAUCAUCCUGUGGUCUCUAGGAAAUGAAUCUGGAUAUGGACCUAACCAUUCUGCUUUAGCAGGCUGGAUCAGAGGCAGGGAUUCCUCAAGGUUUUUGCAUUAUGAAGGAGGUGGGUCCAGAACAUCAUCAACAGACGUGAUAUGCCCUAUGUAUAUGCGCGUGUGGGACAUAAUUAAGAUUGCCAAGGACCCCACAGAACUCAGACCUCUAAUUCUGUGCGAGUAUUCUCAUGCGAUGGGAAACAGUAAUGGGAACCUCAAAGAAUAUUGGGAAGCAAUAGAUACAAUUCCUGGACUUCAGGGAGGUUUCAUUUGGGAUUGGGUAGAUCAGGGCAUAUUGAAGCUAGGUUCAGAUGGUAGAAAGCACUGGGCUUAUGGAGGCGAUUUUGGUGAUUGUCCUAAUGAUCUGAACUUCUGUUUGAAUGGAUUGAUAUGGCCUGACCGAACUCCUCAUCCUGCAUUAAAUGAGGUCAAGUAUGUCUAUCAGCCACUAAAAAUUAUGCUGAUAGGAGAUGUAGUGAAGGUAAUGAACGUACAAUAUUUUGAAACAACGGAGAACAUAGAAUUUAGUUGGAUGUUGAUUGGAGAUGGGACCUGUCUGGGUUCUGGGCUUUUCUAUCUUCCUGUAAUUCAACCUCAGAGCAGUCUUGAUAUUGCGUGGGAAUCAUGUCCCUGGUAUCAACUUUGCAAUUCAUUAGCUUUGGCCGAAGCAUUUUUAACAAUUACUGCUAAGCUCAGAAGUACAACAAUAUGGGCCCAAGCAGGGCAUGUUCUUGCCUCCACACAGCUUUGUGUUCCUGUUGCUAGUUCACCUUCUCCUUCUGUCAUUGAUUUGACUGAGCUUUCUGGAUUGCGAGGUGAAUGCAUCGAUGGGUUUAUUAGAGUAAGCAAACAGCAUUGCUGGGAGAUCAGCAUCAACUCAAAAACAGGAAGAAUUGAUAGUUGGAAGGUCCAAGACUCCCUAGUUAUGACCAAGGGUAUUCUGCCAUGCUUUUGGAGGGCGCUGACAGAUAAUGACAAAGGAGGAGGAUCAAAAAGCUAUGCUUCCAAGUGGAAAGAAUUUUCACUUGAUGACCUGACAUUUCACGCUGAGAGCUGUUUAUUGAAGGAGCUGUCAAGUCAUGUUGCCCAUGUUGAAGUAGUUUUAUUAGCUUUGCCCGGGCAUCAUGAAAAUUUGAAGAUUGAAAACUCUUCUGAAGCAGAAGUGAAAGAUAAAGCUAUCUUCAAGGUGGAUAUCAAUUAUUUUAUUUACGGUACUGGAGAUGUGAUUGUUGAAUGCAAUGUUAAUCCAAGAACUGACCUUCCACCACUACCACGUAUUGGGGUGGAAUUCCAUUUAGAUAAGUCGUUUAAUCAAAUAAAGUGGUAUGGAAAAGGUCCCUUUGAAUGUUAUCCAGACCGUAAAGAAGCUGCCCAGGUUGGAGUCUAUGAGACAACCCUUCAAGAUAUGCAUGUUCCUUACAUUGUUCCUGGUGAAUGUGCUGGCAGAGCAGAUGUAAGGUGGGUAACAUUUGAAAAUGAUGCCGGGCUUUGUCUGUUUGUGUCAUGCUAUGGAGGGUCUCCACCCAUGCAAAUGAAUGCAAGCAAAUACGGUACUGCAGAGCUUGAGAAGGCUGCUCACAACGAAGAACUCGUUGAGUGUGAUGAUAUUGAGGUGCAUCUUGAUCACAAGCAUAUGGGUGUGGGGGGCGAUGAUAGUUGGUCCCCGUGCGUGCAUGAGAAGUACCUUAUCCCACCUGUCCCUUGCACUUUCUCGAUGAGAUUCUGCCUAAUAAGCUCCUCAAAAUCAUGCUUUGAUAUUUAUAGGUCGAUGUUGCCAAAAUAGAUGCAAUAAUGUAACCAACGCUUUACCUUUAUGGAACUCUUAACGCCUUUUGUAAGCAUGGGUUUUUCUGAACAUCUGCGUAGGCUAGCCUUUGAAUUUGGUUUAUGCCUUUUGGCUCUCUGAAGUAUUUAUGCCUUUAGUUCUUCACUUUUAUUUGAUCUUGUAAACAAGGUAAGAUACAUCACAUGGAUUCAGAUGGACAAUGGUGAGAUUAGUAUCCUAUUGAUCUCAUUUCGUUGCUGAACAAGAUUAAUCUUAGUUAAAAUUAGUUGGUCA
Molecule: messenger RNA, 3731 nt
Organism: Nymphaea colorata (pocket water lily)
Lineage: Eukaryota; Viridiplantae; Streptophyta; Magnoliopsida; Nymphaeales; Nymphaeaceae
Exons: 17
Coding region: 99-3455 (1118 amino acids)
Biological process (GO): lactose catabolic process
Cellular component (GO): beta-galactosidase complex
Molecular function (GO): beta-galactosidase activity; carbohydrate binding
Source: RefSeq, a predicted model, not a curated record